Messenger RNA from Nilaparvata lugens (brown planthopper), 1624 nucleotides. Its product is annotated as protein ANTAGONIST OF LIKE HETEROCHROMATIN PROTEIN 1. The record is from RefSeq and is a predicted model, not a curated record. The transcript is spliced from 2 exons. Lineage: Eukaryota; Metazoa; Arthropoda; Insecta; Hemiptera; Delphacidae. Bases 157 to 1395 code for a protein of 412 amino acids.
CUAGGCGCAAAUUGAGGCGCGACUGGCGCGUGUGACGCGACGCGACGCGAGUGACACGACACGAUCGCGCCGCACGCGUAGCGUCGUGGAACGCAAAUUGAGACGCAGUUUUGUUGGUGAACUCUUGCCAGCGAGACGGUGUUUAUUUGUCUCAAAAUGACUGAAUCACGAUUAAAAUUAUGUUUAUUAGAUCUAAGCUCGGAUUCUGAUUCGGAUAAUGCUGCUGAAGAAGAGAUGUUCUUGCUUUUAUUAACAGAAAAGAAACUGAAAGCCCCGAAUAACUUUUAUCUCUCAAAACGGAAAAGCCACGGACAGUUUAAAAUGACUUCAGAGUUACCCGAUUCUUUGUUUACCAAUUUCUUCCGGAUGAAUCGAAACCAAUUCGAAGAAGUGCAUGCGUUGAUUCAAGAAUGUAUCCAGCGUGAAGGGUGCAACGCUCAAGAGCCUAUUGGGACAAAAGAAAAGCUUGCAGUGUUUUUGAGAUAUAUUGCUUCCGGUGAUAGCUACAAAAGUAUUGCUUACAACUUCAGACUGGGAGACCGAACUGUUUCUAACAUUGUGAAGGAGGUAGCCGUCGCAAUAUGGGAGCAAAUGCAACCAAUAUAUUUACCAGAACCGUCUACACAAAAAUGGGAGUCAGUUGCAAACAGAUUUGAGCAAAGAUGGCAAUUCCCACACUGUGUGGGGGCAGUAGACGGUAAGCAUGUUGUGAUUAAAAAACCUAACAAAAGUGGUUCUUCUUACUUUAAUUAUAAGCACACAUUCUCUGUGGUUUUGCUGGCUACAGUCGACGCAGAUUACAAAUUUAUCACCGUUGAUGUUGGUGCCAUGGGACGAUUCAGUGACGGAAGUUUGUUUUCGAGCAGUGCAUUGGGAAAGAAGCUGAUGAAGGGCAAUUUAUUACUUCCUGAGCCAAAACUGAUACCUUCUAUUGAUAACCCAGUACCGUAUGUACUGGUUGGAGAUGAAGCUUUUCCUUUAUCGGUAAAUCUAAUGAGGCCGUAUCCAAGAAGAAAUGUAACUGGAAAUUACCAGCACCAAAUAUUCAACGCCAGACUUUCUCGAGCUAGACAACCAGUGGAAUGUGCUUUUGGCAUACUGGCUUCACGCUUUCGUAUUUUUAGAAGACCAUUCGAGAGUAAAGUUGACACAGUGACAGAUGUUGUAAAGGCAACUUGCGUUAUUCACAACUAUUUAAGGGAAUCAGUAAUCGUUUCAAAUGAAGAUUUUGAAGAUAUUGAAAGGUUGCCACAAAAUCAAUUACUUGCUCUCCGAGGUUGCAGAAUCAGACGUGCAUCAAAUGCGUUUACGAUUAGAGAACAGUUCACUAAAUAUUUCAACAACUUUGGAGCAGUUCCGUGGCAACACCGAUCGGUUAUGCUUGGAAAUUACUAGUUGUUUGAUGAAUUACAUUUUGAUAAUGUUGUUUAAGUAUAAAUACAAUGUAUAAAUAUAAAUAAAAGCUUAAACGUUAAAAGGUAUAUUUACUUACCGUCUUUCAAGUUCAGGUCCUUUGCAAUAUCCAUCCAAAUUCUUGUUUUCAGUUUACUUUUCAUGUAAUUUGGGUUGUUGGUGUCGUACAGCUCAGGAUACUUCCUUACCGCCUCUAUUACCUUUUCCUCUG